AUGCCUGCUGUCCGCCAACGUGUCCGCCAUUCUGCAAGGCUUCAAGCAGACGCUCGAAGUCGCCCAAAGGCGAUGGAGUUACCCCCCCCAUCCAUCCACAUCCCGCCUGCCGGACCGAAGAUAAUUGUCCAUUGGACCAAACCUUCAGAUCUCCACCACACAGACACUCUGGUGCGGCAUCUUUCCACUAAUUCUGCAGAUGCUCGCGUACUAUUCUACGAGGGGAAAAAAACCACUGCUUCUAACAAUGAUGAGCGUCCUUCUGGAAAGGACAAAGGGGAAAUCCAUCGGUUCUUGGCGAAACUGAUCUUUGAGAAGGACUCGGAUUAUUCAGCGGCAUAUGCUGAGGACCCAAAGAAAUUUGACGUCGUGGUGGGCAACCGCAUUGUAUCUCUUAAGAAGUUGUUCAAGGAGCAACUCAACAAAUUCAACAAGACCGGUGCUGGUGUCACCCCCCUUGACGAAAACGCAGCAGCUAAUCUACACAAACAAGUACUGCUCGAGUUCCCGUGGUACGACCAACUCCACCCCAUCCUGUUUUCUAACCCGACGUGUGGCGCCAAAAUUUUCACCUCCCAGCCGGGAGUCGACCAUGCCAGGGACUUCUAUGCACUUAUUCAUCCACGUGGGGGGGCUGGUCCCUCCACGAACACAGAGCCUCCUGGCCCUCGACUCCUUCAACCGGACCCUCGACUCCUUCAACCGGACCCUCGACUCCUUCAACCGGACCCUCGACUCCUUCAACCGGACCCUCGACUCCUUCAACCGGACCCUCGACUCCUUCAACUGGACCCUCGACUCCUUCAACCGGACCCUCGACUCCUUCAACCGACCCCUCACCUCCUUCCCCCAAACCCUCGGCUCCCUCCCCCAAACCCUCAGCCCCCUCUCCAAGACUCUCGGCUCCCUCUGCCAAACCAACUUGACACUGGCGCUCAGCGCAGUCCCCCAGCUUACCUUCCCCCUUCACAUCACCCCCCUCCUCAUUUCACUGGCGCCGGGGGCAGUCCAGUUGAUGACCCAGAUGGUGACCUCUAUGAUGACCCUUACGCCGAUGACAAUGGCCCUCUCUCUGCUCCCCUUGGGAACGCUGUCUUAAUAACCGAGGGUCUUAUAUGA
Messenger RNA from Suillus subalutaceus, 1119 nucleotides. RefSeq lists its product as uncharacterized. Bases 1 to 1119 code for a protein of 372 amino acids. The transcript has 4 exons. Lineage: Eukaryota; Fungi; Basidiomycota; Agaricomycetes; Boletales; Suillaceae. The record is from RefSeq and is a predicted model, not a curated record.